Messenger RNA from Limanda limanda (common dab), 1655 nucleotides. RefSeq names its product GRB2 related adaptor protein a (gene grapa). The transcript has 5 exons. The coding region runs from base 234 to 884 and encodes 216 amino acids. The record is from RefSeq and is a predicted model, not a curated record. Gene Ontology annotation, molecular function: protein binding. NCBI's taxonomy places the organism in Eukaryota, Metazoa, Chordata, Actinopteri, Pleuronectiformes, Pleuronectidae.
UCACCGAGCUCACUCUCUAUCUCCUCCUCUGCUCUUUACGCGCUCUCAAGCUCGGCAGACGGACGAGACCUUUCUCCCUCUCUCCCUCUCUUCCAAUUUCAUCGUACCCUCUUCCUUUAUCUUUUUGAUAUAAUUUUUUUCCCCUGCCCCCCUUCCCCCGUGUGAGGGGCAAUUGUGGGGGUCCCCAAAGUGUGUGAUUGAGAGUGUGUGUGUGUGUUUUGGAGGGUUUCGGCAUGGAAGCAGUGGCACUGUAUACGUUCCGUGCCACUGAGGGCGAUGAACUCAGUUUCAACAAAGGCGACAUGCUUAAGAUCACCAACAUGGAGGAUGAUCCUAACUGGUACACAGCUGAGCACCACAACAGAAAAGGCUUCGUGCCGAAGAACUACAUCAACCUGCGGCCACACGCCUGGUUCGCCGGCCGGAUAUCUCGCGGUGUGGCCGAGAGUCGACUCAGACAAAUGGGCUGUGGAGCUUUCCUGGUCAGAGAGAGUGAAAGUGCCCCUGGAGAGUUCUCCAUGUCCGUGAGCUAUGGCGACCACGUCCAGCAUUUCAAGGUGCUGCAGGAUCGCAGUGGUCAGUACUACGUGUGGGACGAGCUCUUCUCCUCGCUCAACGAGCUGGUGGAGUUCUACCAUAGCAACAGCAUCGCUAAGGAGAGGAACGUCUUUCUGAGAGACCCCGAGCAAUUCGCCAGGCGUCCCCAUCACGGCCACGCCCUCUUCGACUUCGCCCCCCACCACCCAUCGCAGCUACGCUUCCUGCGCGGCGACGUCAUCGAACUCAUCGACUGCUCCGAUUCGCUGCGCUGGAGGGGCCGUUGCCAUGGGCACGUGGGCUACUUCCCACCGGAGUACGUCCAGCCUAUUUACCAGUGCCAAUGAACUGACGCAUCAAUCAAACGCAGAGCCAACACCGAAGGUUCCUCGAUUGAGCCGUCCCGCCCCUCACACUGCCCCCCCGCUCUGCACUCAGCCAAUUCAUUUUCUGGAGCGGACGACCGACGAGAUGAAGCUGAACUGCUCUUAUGUUACUGACUCCUCCAAUUUCCUGUGAUGUCACAAGCCUCGUCCAAUCGGUUGCCACAGCCGCAUCAAUUGCUUUCACCCGAUCCCACGACCCCCACUUCUCUGUAAUCAUAAGGAAAUUCCAGAUUUGGACAUAUACACUGUGGAGAAUUCACAGACUAACACACACACACACACACACACACACACCUAGACAUAAUCAUUUAUUACAGCUUAUCAGCACUGGUGCAGACUAAAUAAAGGAACAUGCACACACACUAACCCGAUGAAAAGGAAUGGAGGGAGUGUGUGGGACCCACAGGAGCGAGCGGAGGAGGGUCAAGGCUUCCUCUGCUGCAGAUGAGUCAGGAUUUGCUCCGGCACCUUGCAGCCAUUCCCACAAGGAGAUCCGGGGAGCUGGGCCGAGACACACAUGGAGAGUUAUUGUGUUCUGAAUAAAUGUGAGAGUUAGUGAAGACUCGGUGGAAACUGAUUCCUCUUCUUCCCCUGGACUGAUGUGUGUGUGUGUGAGGAGAGGAUCUGGGUUUAAAAUGGGGGCCUGAGUACAUGUAAACUUUAUUUAAGUGUAUGUUUGUUGGGUGACAAUAAGAAUAUGUGUGCAUGAGUGUGUGUGUGUGUGUGUGUGUG